AUGUUCUUAGCAACCGCCGCUUAUCUUUUCGCCUCGUCUGCCGCCAGCUCACCAACGACAAUCCACUUUACGAAUGAGGUGGCCGCCGCCAUUUCAGAUACCAUAAAUCUUCGCGUUAAAGCCGGUUCUUUCGAGGGCUCGGCCACCCUAAGCCGAGGCCAAAACUAUGAGAUCAAGGUGGAGGAAGUCAAUAGCGUGUAUUACGCAUUCGCCAUUUACGGCCUUACGAUUUCUGAUUUCCAUGCUUACGAGCCGACUAGUGAUAAGGGACAAGCCAACAUUUAUUGGAAGGCCGAUGAUUGGGGAAUCUCUAUCAGCUACGACAAUAUUAUAACCGCCGCUUAUCUUUCUGCCUCAACCGUCGCCAGCUCACCAACGACGAUUCACUUUACGAAUGCGGUGGCCUCCGUCCAUUCAGAUCCCAUAAAUCUUCGCGUUAAAGCCGGCUCUUUUGAUGGCUCGGCCACCCUAAGCCGAGGCCAAAACUAUGAGAUCAAAGUGGAGGAAGUCAAUAGCGUGUAUUACGCAUUCAGCAUUUACGACUUGGCAAUUUCGUAUUUCCAAGCGUACGUGCCGACCAGUGAUAAGACAUGGGCCAACAUAUAUUGGAAGGCCGAUGAUUGGGGAUUCUCUGUCAGCUACGACAAUAUUACGUUCAAGAAUGUGGCGCCUUGGGAUUCGGAGGAUGGUCACAGGUUCGUCGCCGGUAACCGGGCCACCGCCGUCUUUGCGCCGCCUCCCGUCACGCUGCCGCUACCGUCGCACGUCCUGCCAGACGCAGCUGUCGCCUCGCACCAGAUGCCGCCGCCGCCGUCCUCCAUAAACCCACCGCCAGCCGCCAUCAAAGCUCCUGUCGAACAACGGAAAAAGCUCCGUCGAACACAGACAAUCCAUCUCCUGCGACUACCGCCGGCACAUGCCUGA
Striga asiatica is the source of this 924-nucleotide messenger RNA. The record is from the annotation of a GenBank genome assembly. Lineage: Eukaryota; Viridiplantae; Streptophyta; Magnoliopsida; Lamiales; Orobanchaceae.